UAAAAAACGAAUCAUAUGUGUUUAUUAUUGAAUUUUGUCCAAAAACAAUAGCCGAAACGACGACACAAAAUUAUUCAAUUAUGAAUGAAAAAGAUGAUGACCAUAAUCAAUUGAAUAAUGGUAAACAAUCAUUGAAACCAUUUUCAUCGAUACCAGGACCAUGGCCAUCAUUACCAUUGAUUGGUACUGGAUGGUAUAAUUUUUAUUGUUCAUUAGUUGGUCGUUAUGAUCUAAAUAAAUUACAUGAAUUUAAUAUUGAAAAAUAUCAUAAAUAUGGACCAAUAUUUUGUGAAGAAUAUCAAUGGCGACAACCGGUUGUCAAUAUAUUUGAUCCUGUUGAUUAUGAAACAGUGUUUAAAUAUCAAGGACGUUGUCCAAUUCGACCUUCGAAUGAAUUUGUAUCAUAUUUUCGUCGUUCCCGUCCAGAUCGUUAUCCAAGUGUUGGCCUCACCAAUCUUAAUGGUGAUGAAUGGUAUGAUCAACGAAAAAAAUUAGAACCAUCCAUUAUGAAAUUAUCGACAAUCAAUGAAAAUAUGCUGAAUCAAAAUGAAAUCUGUAAUGAUUUUAUUGAAUAUCUUCGUCAAUGUAUCAAUCCUGAUACAAAUAUUGUUGAUAAUAUUCAAGAAGCUACAUAUCGUUUAUCACUUGAAUCAAUUUGUAUGCUUUGUCUUGACACACGAAUCGGUGCAUUUGAUUCGAAAACAAACACACAACAACAACAAUCAUCAUCGGAAACAUCUACCGAUGCUGAAAUAUUGAUCGAAUCAACAAAACUUUUAUUCGAUACAUUCAAUGAACUUUAUUAUAGUUAUCCAUGGUGGAAAUUUAUGAAAACAAAUGCUUAUAAUAAUUUAGAACGUGCCGAAUCAAUGAUUUAUGAUGUUGCAUCCAAACAUGUACAGAAUGCUAUCGAUAAUCAAAUAAAUGAAAUAUCCGAUCAUGAAACAGUGUUACAAAAACUAUUCAAAACCGAACAAUUAACAAAUGAUGAAAUUAAAAUGGCAAUCAUUGAUUUUAUUAUUGGUGGAAUAUUUACCGUAUCCAAUACGUUUGCAUUUUUAUUCUAUCAUUUGGCUGCUAAUCAACGUGUACAGGAUAAACUUUAUGAUGAAAUUCGAUCAGUAAAAAUUGAUGAUGAUGAUAAUGAUGAUAUUCUACCAAAACAUUUGGCUAAAAUGCCUUAUCUAAAAGCUUGUGUACAGGAAUGUUUUCGAUUAACUUGUCCGGUUCCCGGUAUUAUGCGUAUAACAACACAGCCAAUCCAAUUAUCCGGUUAUGAAAUUCCGGCCAAUACAAUGAUUUUUGCACAUCUAAUGGCAACAUGUCGUUUAUCGGAAUAUUUCAAAAAUCCUGAUCAAUUUUUCCCAGAAAGAUGGCUGAAUCCGAUGGAAAAACAAAAAAUUCAUCCAUUCGCAUUAUUACCAUUUGGUUAUGGUGGCCGAAUGUGUUUGGGUAAAAGAUUUUCCGAAUCAGAACUUUAUUUAUCUUGUGCACGAUUAAUACAAUCAUUUCGUUUGCAAUUGAUUGAUCCAAAACAACAAUUAGAAUUGAAACAUGUUUUUGUUGUUAUACCGGCUAAUCCAAUCUCUAUCAAAUUAACACCAAGAUAAUUUUUUUUUACAAAUUUUUUAAAAUUA
Molecule: messenger RNA, 1637 nt
Organism: Dermatophagoides pteronyssinus (European house dust mite)
Lineage: Eukaryota; Metazoa; Arthropoda; Arachnida; Sarcoptiformes; Pyroglyphidae
Product: ecdysone 20-monooxygenase-like
Molecular function (GO): monooxygenase activity; iron ion binding; oxidoreductase activity, acting on paired donors, with incorporation or reduction of molecular oxygen
Source: RefSeq, a predicted model, not a curated record